CAAUAAAGUUUAAACCUUUUCAAAAUAUAUAAACAACCCUCCACUUCUCUCUUCUCUACUUCCAUAACUCACACCCUCCAAUUUUACCAAAAAAUAUUUCAUUUCCAUCUUCAUUAAAUUCUUUCAAUUUCCCCCCUACCAAGGUUUAGGUUAUGUGCAGUGGUUCCAAGAGUAAAUUUUGCCCUGCCAUGGAAGGAAAAUUCAGCAGCCAAAAGGUGUAUAAAUGUUCAUCUUUACUUGAAUUGUCUGCCUGUGAUGAUCUUGUUGGAUUCAGAGCUGAAGUUGAAGAGAAGGGUUUAGAUGUUGUUGAUGAAGCAAGUUAUUGGUACGGUAGACGUACCGGCUCGAAAAAGAUGGGGUUUGAAGAGAGAACACCUCUUAUGAUUGCAGCCAUGUUUGGAAGUUGUCAUGUUUUGAAGUAUAUUGUCGAAACGCGGAGAGUUGAUGUUAAUCGGGUUUGUGGCUCCGAUAAGGUUACGGCGCUUCACUGUGCUGUUGCUGGUGGUGCUAGUUCUUUGGUUGAAACUGUUAAGCUGUUGCUUGAUGCAUCAGCUGACGCUGAUCGUGUUGAUGCUAGUGGAAACAAGGCUGGUGAUCUUUUUACCCUGUCUAUGAAGUCUUUGGGAAGUUCAAGGUGGAAAUUGGUUGAGUCGUUGCUGAAAGGCGAAAACUUGAGCGAAGACGAGGAAGAGAAGAUGAUUUUGAUGUCUCAGCCUGGAAAAGACGGAGUGGAGAAAAAAGAAUAUCCGAUUGAUGUGGCGUUGCCUGAUAUUAACAAUGGCGUAUACGGUACGGAUGAGUUUAGAAUGUACUGUUUUAAGGUUAAGCCUUGCUCGAGGGCGUACUCUCACGAUUGGACUGAGUGUCCGUUUGUUCAUCCUGGAGAGAAUGCAAGGAGAAGAGACCCAAAGAAGUUACCUUACAGCUGUGUUCCGUGCCCUGAGUUCCGUAAGGGGUCGUGCCAGAAGGGCGAUGGUUGUGAAUAUGCACAUGGUGUUUUUGAGUCAUGGCUGCAUCCUGCUCAAUAUCGUACUCGGCUUUGCAAGGAUGAGAUUGGUUGUGCUAGAAAAGUUUGUUUCUUCGCUCAUAGACCCGAGGAGUUGCGACCCGUGUAUGCUUCAACAGGUUCCGCAAUGCCUUCGCCUAAGUCUUUGUCGGCUAGUUCAAUGGACAUGGCGACAUUAAGCCCAUUGAAUUUGGGAUCAUCAUCUUUGGCAUUACCUUCGGUCUCAACUCCACCUAUGUCCCCGUUGGCAACUGCCUCGUCAUCACCGAAGAACGGAGGUUCAUGGCAGAACAAACUUAAUCUUACACCACCGACUUUGCAACUGCAAGGGAGUCGAUUAAAAACUGCUUAUUGUGCUAGAGAUUUCGAGUUGGAAAGGGAAUUGCUCGGGCUAGAAAAUCAUAAUAGCCAACUUCAGCGACAACAAUUGAUCGACGAGUUAUCUGGUCUAUCGUCUCCAUCUUACUGGGGCAACAGGGUUGGAGAUUUAAAGCCUACUAACCUUGAUGAUGUUUUUGGAUCUAUGGAUCCUUCUAUGUUGUCUCCCCUACAUGGGUUGUCAUUAAAAUCGUCAAGACCGACGCAGUUGCAAUCGCCAACUGGACUUCCGAUGCGCCAAAACAUGAACCAACUUCGAUCAAGCUACCCAUCUAAUCUCGCAUCCUCUCCGCAGUGGAAUCCAUCUGCUUCAUAUGGUUUCGACUCAUCAGCUGCAGUGGCUGCAGCUAUGAUGAAUUCGAGAUCUUCUGCAUUUGCCAAGCGGAGUCAUAGUUUCAUCGACCGUGGAGCAGCUACUAACCGUCUUGGAGUCACUGCAGCUGCAAAUUCCGCAUCGAUGAUGUCAUCCAAUCGGUCCGAAUGGAGCUCUCCUGACGGAAAAUUGGAUUGGGGAGUUCAAGGAGAUGAGCUGAACAAGCUCAAGAAAUCCGCUUCAUUCGGUUUUCGGAGCAGCAACAAUCCGGCAGCAACACGGAACUUCAACUCGCCCAAUGUUGAUGAGCCUGAUGUGUCUUGGGUUAAUGCAUUAGUUAAAGAUGUUCCUCCGGUCCGAAGUUCAUUGUUCAGUGGUGCUGAAAAACAGUAUAAUAUCGGAACAGGAGUUCGCGAAUCGAUUCCGCCGUGGUUGGAGCAAAUGUAUAUAGAUCAAGAGCAGAUGGUGGCAUAAGCAAACAUCUCAUUGCUCCAAAGAUUAUCCUGAAAAAAUGGAUCAUAACCCCUCAAUUUAUUGUUAAUUGUCUUACAAUUUAGGAAACAAAAUUGAAAAUUCAUACAAAUGAAUUAAGAGCAAUAGAUUAAAACAUUAGGAGGAAGAAGAGAGGAUUAAUUUUUUAAAUUAUUUAUAUUCUUAUUUAUUUAUAUGCUUUGUAAUUUUAGUGCAAUAUGAAGAGAUUAAUGUCAUUCUCUCUAUUGAAUAUUAA
Molecule: messenger RNA, 2424 nt
Organism: Mercurialis annua (annual mercury)
Lineage: Eukaryota; Viridiplantae; Streptophyta; Magnoliopsida; Malpighiales; Euphorbiaceae
Product: zinc finger CCCH domain-containing protein 29-like
Exons: 2
Coding region: 153-2171 (672 amino acids)
Molecular function (GO): protein binding; metal ion binding
Source: RefSeq, a predicted model, not a curated record